AUGAGGUCCAUGUACGAGUCAGGAAAGACGGCGCAGGUUGCAGCAGACAUGAGGAGAAACUUUAGUAGCCACUCAGACCUUAUAACAAGUGACAGAAUCAACUUGGAAGAGACACGCUACACAUGCCAUGAGUGUGGGAAAAGCUUCAAUCGGAGCUCUGCCCUCAUCUCACAUCAGCAAAUCCAUACCGGAAAAGCGCCCCACACAUGCUCAGAGUGCGGGAAAAUCUUUAGUCAGCGCUCAGACCUUAUCAGACAUCAGAGAAUCCACACAGGAGAGACGCCCUACACGUGCUCUGAGUGUGGGAAAAGCUUUAGUCACAGCUCUGCCCUUAUCAGACAUCAUAGAAUCCACACAGGAGAGAAGCCCUACACAUGCUCUGAGUGCGGGAAAAUCUUUAGUCAGAGCUCAGACCUUAUCAGACAUCAGAGAAUCCACACAGGAGAGACGCCCUACACAUGCUCUGAGUGUGGGAAAAGCUUUAGUCAGAGGUCUACCCUGAACACACAUUGUAGAAUCCACACAAGAGAGACGCCCUACACAUGCUCAGAGUGUGGAAAAAGCUUCAGGCGGCGCUCUCAUCUUAUCACACAUCAGAGAAUCCACACAGGAGAGACGCUUUACACGUGCACUGAGUGUGGGAAAAGCUUUAGUCAGAGCUUUGUCCUUAUCAGACAUCGUAGAAUCCACACAGGAGAGAAGCCCUACACAUGCUCAGAGUGCGGGAAAGUCUUUAGUCAGAGCUCUCACCUUAUCAGACAUGAGAGAAUCCACACAGGACAGACGCCUUACACGUGCACUGAGUGUGGGAAAAGCUUUAGUCAGAGCUCAGACAUUAUCAGACAUUGUAGAAUCCACACAGGAGCGAAGCCCUACACAUGCUCUGAGUGUGGGAAAAGCUUCAAUCAGCUCUCAAACCUUAUCAAACAUAGGAAAAUCCACAUGGGUGGUGGGAUGCCGAGUGAGAAGGAGGAGCACGAACCUCAGCAGGAAGAUGCUGAGCAAGGCGAACCACCCGGGACAUUAUUGCAAAUAUCUGAGGAGGACGAUUCCAGGAGUCGUGAGCAGAGAAGGGCGUGA
Molecule: messenger RNA, 1080 nt
Organism: Mauremys reevesii (Reeves's turtle)
Lineage: Eukaryota; Metazoa; Chordata; Testudines; Geoemydidae
Product: gastrula zinc finger protein XlCGF8.2DB-like
Exons: 3
Coding region: 1-1080 (359 amino acids)
Cellular component (GO): nucleus
Source: RefSeq, a predicted model, not a curated record